GGUGAUCUAUCAAUGUGCAGAAACCUCACAGUCCUGUAUCUAUAUGACAACCAAAUAUCACAAAUCUGCAAUUUGGAAUUCGCCUCAAACCUUACACACUUAUAUAUGCAAAAUAACAAUAUCUCUUGCAUAGAGAACCUCUCAUCUCUACAUAAGCUCUCCAAACUUUUCUUGGGAGGUAACAGCAUCACUGUGGUGGAGGGAUUAGAUGAGCUGAAAAGCCUGAAGGAGCUGCAUGUGGAAGGUCAGAAACUACCCCGUGGAGAAAAGCUGGUCUUUGACCCCCGUUCCAUUUCUAGCCUCUCUGAAACUCUGUGCAUUCUAAAUAUCAGCAAAAAUAACAUUGAUGAAAUAUGGGACUUGGCCCCUCUCCGAAAACUGACCCAUCUUUACGCUACCGAUAACCAGCUACAGGACAUACAG
Molecule: messenger RNA, 423 nt
Organism: Sinocyclocheilus anshuiensis
Lineage: Eukaryota; Metazoa; Chordata; Actinopteri; Cypriniformes; Cyprinidae
Product: protein phosphatase 1 regulatory subunit 42
Exons: 3
Molecular function (GO): protein binding
Source: RefSeq, a predicted model, not a curated record